This is a messenger RNA of Oncorhynchus keta (chum salmon), 3782 nucleotides long. RefSeq lists its product as uncharacterized. The transcript is spliced from 8 exons. Lineage: Eukaryota; Metazoa; Chordata; Actinopteri; Salmoniformes; Salmonidae. The coding region runs from base 1 to 717 and encodes 238 amino acids. The record is from RefSeq and is a predicted model, not a curated record.
AUGGCAGCCCGAAUGGGGAUGCCGUCCCUGUCACUUCGGCAUGGCUUUAGGUGUGUUACUGAAGCUGCUGUCACGGUGGAGGAGUUUCUGGUCGCCGUAGGAGAGAAGGAGGGUCUGGAUUAUAUGUUCCCUGCACUGAUUGUUAGUGCUGCGAUAGGGGCAUUUGAAGAGGACGUGGGGAUGCUGCUUUCCUUCGAUACCCCGGAGCUGGGGGAGUUCAAGGAGGUGGGAAAGAAGGCCAUGUACAGAACAUGUGUAAAGGUGUCCCAUGCCUCUUCCCUGGAAGGGGUAAAAUUGACGAGGAGAGAGAGUCAGUGGUUGGACAGUGUAUCUCUGCUGAUAAAGGACUCAUUUGAAGGAGAGAUGCUGAUGAUUGACAACCUCUCUGGAUCUGUCUUCCAUCACUACUCCUCUACCUCUUCUCCUGUCUGGAAGGACUACAAGGGGAAUCUGCAAGAGAUCCGAUUGGCUGAGGUGGAGCAGGCGUCUCUGAUGUCAGAGCAGUUUUCUGACAAGUCGUCAUCACUGGCCCUUCCUGAUGAUCUUAGUCUGGACGACCACAGUGACUACCAGCUCCUGGUCAGGGACGGCAAGGAGGAGAGAGGGAGCAGUGACUCCCACAGUUCUGAGGAAUUGAGGGGAUUCAGGCUGGGUGUGGAGGGCGUUGGGGGCACGGAGGUACUCGACCCCACAGCAGAGGCCCUGAAGAUGGGGUAGGAUUCCUGCUAGAGGUGGGUGCCCAGCCCCAGUUCCAGAGCCAGUCUCUCCAGUUCCUCCACCACAACAGAGAUGGUGAUGGCCAUCACAGUGACCAGGUUGGCAGUGUCGGAUGUAGAGGUUCCUCCUCUCCUCUCUUCCAUCUCCCUGUGGAGUUCUUUCACCCCGCCACAGCCACAGCGGUCCCCCCACCCAUCCACAGGACGGGGGUAGACCCAGGGGGGAGAGAGGCAUCCAGGCUGCCAUCCCCAGCCUCCUGGUCCUCUUUGCGCUCCCCAGGGGCCAAUAACAGUGUCCUAGACUCCCCAGGGGCCACCAGCAGAGUCCUAGACUCCCAAGGGGCCAAAAGCAAGGUCCUAGACUCCUCAGGGGCCAACAGUAGGAUCCUAGUUUCCCAGCACCUGUCCCACAGUGACUCGUCCUUGGCCACAGGCAGCUCCGAGGGAAGCCUCCAGACCACCCUGGAGGAAGGUCUCAGCUUUAGCGUCUCCCCCCCUCGAGGAGACUUGGGACUCUCCCUGGCCCUGCCUCUCCUCUGCCCUCUCCCCCUCCCUCACCUCGAUGAAACACGACAAACCCCUAGAUCGCUGGGUCACCCCUCAAUGAGAGGCCGCAGUACAGCAUUCAACCUCCAAGCCACUAGAGGGCACCAGAGGAGCCAGAGCAGCUGUGGCAGCAACACCAGUCCCGGGUGCCCAAGGCAAGACUCUAUGGACCCUUCGGAUGACGAUUGUGGGAUAGGGAUGGGAGGCGAAGGAUCCAGUCAGGCUUUUAACAGCGAACGUUUAUCAGAGACACUUAGUAGUUUGUCUCUGACGUCACUGCUGUCACCUAGCUCCCUGGCACCCCCUCUGGUGAAAAAAUGUAAUAGCACUGGGAGUUUGGACCAGGCAAAUCUUUCUGUCAGGAGUAAAGAUGGACAACAGUACUAUGAGAUAGAUGCUCAUGGGUACCUCACCAACUCUUGGACUGAGAAGAGGGGUGGACAGGAAGGGGAGAUGGGGUUUGGAGUUAAAGGUACGAGCCAGAUGAUGGAUGCCGGCUCAAGGAAAAACAGAUGAAACUUUAUCUAUCGGUUGGAACUUUUUUUCUCCUCCAGAGGUGUUUGAUUGAUAUCUGUUCAAUGAACUUGUCUCCUCCCUCUUUCUCUCUCUCUUUUUUCAUCAGUGAGAUGGCCAUGUUCUCUUCUUUCCAUGACGAUUGGGUGAAAAUUGAAGCUGAGGAAUUGGUAUACAUUUUGUGAAGGAUUACAAUGACUUCUGGGUAAUGGAGUUUAAUUAAGGCAUCUCAUUUUCUGAGACAUGUGGAUAUUCUUAUAGGUGACUACAGCAAUGACAGGACCCUUGAAAAACAUGCUAAUUAUGGCCUUGCAUGGAGCAUAGUCGCCCUCAUCCAUACACCCAAAGAAAAGCAAAAACAAGUACCAAAAUGUGAAUUUCGUGUGAGCAUUGUCGGAACAAUGAUGAAACUCCAAACAUUGAUGAAACUCCAAAAGAAAACGAUUGCCUAACAGGGCAAGCUUAGCUUAGCGGCUAAUGCUAACGCUCCUGUGAUUGACAACAGGGCUAGCCUAGCCCAGUGGCUAAUGGUAGUCUAAUGGUUUUGUCCUCUUGAAAAAAGACAAUGUUCAUUAUUAAGAUAAGCAGAUUGUAGAGUCCUUUCGAUGAGACUUUGUACAGAGUUUUUUUUCUUCACAUCUAUAAGGUAGCAUUGAUUACCUACUUUUUCUUUUAGCUUAACAUUUGAUAGGUGAAAGAAUAUCAAGGUUGCAUAUUUGAUGGGUUUUCUAGUUAUAAAACAUAUUGGGAUCUGUAUGAAUGCAGAUGUGUCCCUCUGUGUGUGUUAGGGUGAGAUAUGAAGGCUAAUCUAGAAAUACUAGAAUUAGCAAAAGGGCACCUUUUGAAUGGAAAGAUAAUCCAUAUGUGAGAGCUAUAGUGAAGAGACGUGGGGAGUGAAUGAGAACAUAUGCCGUACCAUAGAGGAAUAGGCCAUGUUCUCAUGAAUCACCCAUGAACCAAGGGCUUCAGAGAAGAUGCUCUCCUGUCCCUACUGGAUAGAUGCACCAUAUCCAAUGAGAGAUCGAGAUCGGACGCCAUCUUGGUUGGUGAAACACAAAGUAAAACAAAGUCCCGGUCAGUUUCACAAAAUGGAGUUCUUGUCUCUUGUCCCCCCCUGUUGACAUUUGUGCAGCGUUGUGUAUCGACGUUUUGAAGGAGAAUUGUAUACCUCAGGUGGAUUACAGAAAACACUGAAGUGGAUCUAUAAAAUAUUUUUUCCAACGCUCACACUCAGAUGGUCCCAUAAAUACACAAGCGCAGCCACACCACAACCACAAAGAUGUCAAAGAUGUCCGCUUACCUGCAAUAUGUUUUGGUUUUUCUUGAAGACAGGAAGAGAUCAGAGAGGAACAAAUCUCUCACUCGAUCGCACGUCGUCCAACUUAUCCUCCUUUCAUUCUUUCUCAUUAUCCGUUAGAAUUAAAGGGGCACUCCACUAUUUUCUAAGCUCAUAUUCAAUAUCUCCAUGUGGACACCGGCAUGUUGCAGGAAGGACAGUAAGAAUAUCAGGUCAAAUAAGUAGCGAAGUGCCACUUUAAAAUACCCAGUUGGAAAAGCCAGUUUAUUUCACAUAUUAUCCCCCUGAGUAUGAGAUAUGCAAUAUGUGAAGCAUACAGAUAUAUAUGACACAGGUAUUGGUAGGAGAUAGGCAAGAGGGUUCAAAUAUAUCGCUAUUAUGUAUUACAGUAAAAUGUCAAUAGGCUCCAAUGAGAUUCAAAGGUCAUUGAAUUAUGAUGUGUUAGAAUGUCUGUGUAUUCCCAGAUGGUAGGAUCAGGAUGUCUUUUGUUCUUGUCUUUUCCCCCGCCUGCUAAGUUGCAUGCUGUUAUUCUUUUGUGAAAUGUCAUUUUAGAGUCAUAAAAGUGGAUUAGCUUCUCAACCUCGGCGGAUUCUUGAUUCUUUAACAUGGCGACUCGUCUCAUUUACAGGACGCGUCAUUGUUCAUUUGAAUGUCGGACCCUUUUCAUCUUCCCAUGUUAACCUUUGACCCUUUUCAUCUUCCCAUGUUAA